Vigna umbellata (rice bean) is the source of this 1391-nucleotide messenger RNA. Its product is annotated as lanC-like protein GCR2. Gene Ontology annotation, biological process: peptide modification; carbohydrate metabolic process. Gene Ontology annotation, cellular component: plasma membrane. The record is from RefSeq and is a predicted model, not a curated record. Lineage: Eukaryota; Viridiplantae; Streptophyta; Magnoliopsida; Fabales; Fabaceae.
AAUGUAAAUCACUUUUGUUUAACACGAAAUAUUUAAUUGAAAAGACAGUUUUAUACCGUUUACCGGCGAAUUCUACCGCCGUUAGCCGGAGAUGGCCGAUCGGUUCUUUCCAAACGAGAUGCCUCCCUUUGUGGCAGAGACAGCAGACCAAAUUCCAUUGACGGACUCCCUCACUGCUCUUCUCUCGCUCCCUUACCAAACCCUAUCUGCAAAGUUCCAAGAGUCUGCAUUUCACUUGAAACAAUCGGUGUUGAGGGAGACAUGGGGAUCACGUGGGAAGCGUGUGAAGGACUAUACCCUUUACACGGGGGCUCUUGGAACAGCAUACCUGCUUUUCAAGGCCUACCAAGUAACCAAGGAUGGGAAUGAUCUUAACUUGUGCUCUGAGAUUGUUGAGGCUUGUUAUUCUGCUUCAGCAGAUUCUGGCCGUGUGACAUUUCUUUGUGGGCGUGCUGGUGUUUGUGCUCUUGGUGCUGUUGUAGCUAAGCAUACUGGUGAUGAAAGGCUACUUGACUAUUACCUGAGACAAUUCAAAGAGAUUGUAAUACCUCGUGAUUCGCCAUAUGAGCUAUUGUAUGGCAGAACAGGUUACCUAUGGGCUUGUUCAUUCUUGAACAAGCAUAUUGGUAACAACACAAUACCUACUACCCACAUGAGAUCAGUAGUGGAUGAGGUUAUCUCGGCUGGCAGACAAUUAGGACACAAGGGAAGAUGUCCUCUGAUGUAUGAAUGGCAUGGAAAGAAAUACUGGGGUGCUGCACAUGGACUUGCAGGAAUUAUGAAUGUUUUGAUGGACAUGGAACUCAAGCCAGAUGAGGUGGAAGAAAUCAAGGGUACCCUACGUUACAUGAUUAACAAUCGUUUCCCUAGUGGCAAUUAUCCCUCCAGCGAAGGAAGUGAAAAUGACCGUCUUGUGCAUUGGUGUCAUGGUGCUCCUGGAGUCACUUUUACCCUUGUAAAGGCAGCUGAGGUUUUUGGGGACAAGGAAUUUUUGCAAGCAGCUGUAGAUUCAGGGGAAGUAGUAUGGAAGAGGGGUCUGCUUAAGCGAGUUGGGAUGUGUCAUGGCAUCAGUGGGAACACCUAUGUCUUCCUUUCUCUUUACAGAUUGACAGGAAAUGAGAAGUAUUUGUACAGGGCCAAAGCAUUUGCUUGUUUCCUACUUGAUAGGGCACAUAAACUGAUCUCAGAAGGAAAGAUGCAUGGAGGAGAUCGCCCCCAUUCCUUAUUUGAAGGUCUUGGAGGAAUGGCAUAUACUUUUCUAGAUAUGGUUGAUCCACUAAUGGCCAAGUUCCCAGGCUAUGAACUUUGAGUCACUGUCAUGAUGUAUAUUAAAAUUACACAUAUCUAUCCUGAAGAACUUUGGAAGUAUGAGAAGAAACUGCAACUUUGUA